Messenger RNA from Fraxinus pennsylvanica, 300 nucleotides. The record is from the annotation of a GenBank genome assembly. NCBI's taxonomy places the organism in Eukaryota, Viridiplantae, Streptophyta, Magnoliopsida, Lamiales, Oleaceae.
AUGAUUCGAAUUUUGAUUUCUCAUCUCCAUUUCCAUCAAAGAAGUUCAGAACAUGAAUCUGAACAAUGUCAAGGUUCCCAAGAUGCCUGGCGGAGUCUAUACAAUGUUGAGGGAGGGCACCGAGCUGUUGUUUUCAACCGUAUUGUUGGUAUCAAAGAUAAGGUUUAUCCAGAAGGAACACACUUGAUGAUCCCAUGGUUUGAGAGGCCAAUCAUUUAUGAUGUUCGUGCACGACCAAAUCUAGUGGAGAGCACUUCUGGUAGUCGUGACCUUCAGAUGAAGGCAUCUCUUGAAGGAUAA